Ailuropoda melanoleuca (giant panda) is the source of this 552-nucleotide messenger RNA. RefSeq names its product olfactory receptor 52N2. Gene Ontology annotation, molecular function: olfactory receptor activity; G protein-coupled receptor activity. NCBI's taxonomy places the organism in Eukaryota, Metazoa, Chordata, Mammalia, Carnivora, Ursidae. Gene Ontology annotation, cellular component: plasma membrane. The record is from RefSeq and is a predicted model, not a curated record. Gene Ontology annotation, biological process: G protein-coupled receptor signaling pathway. The annotation marks the transcript as partial. The transcript has a single exon.
GGAUACUUCAUCUUGAAUGGUGUCCCCGGGCUGGAAGCCGCACACCCCUGGAUCGCCCUGCCAUUCUGCCUCCUGUACGUCAUCGCUGUCCUGGGGAACUGUGGGCUCAUCUACCUCAUCGGCCAUGAGGAGGCCCUGCACCGGCCCAUGUACUACUUCCUGGCCCUGCUCUCCUUCACAGACGUCACCCUGUGCACCACCACCGUACCCAACAUGCUGUGCAUAUUCUGGUUCAACCUCAAGGAGAUUGACUUCAACGCCUGCCUGGCUCAGAUGUUUUUUGUCCACAUGCUGACUGGGAUGGAGUCUGGGGUGCUCAUGCUCAUGGCCCUGGACCGCUAUGUGGCCAUCUGCUACCCCCUGCGCUAUGCCACCAUCCUCACCAACCCCGUCAUCGCCAAGGCCGGUCUUGCCACCUUCCUGCGGGGUGUACUGCUCAUCCUCCCAUUCGCUCUCCUCACCAAGCGUCUGCCCUAUUGCCGGGGCAACUUCAUUCCCCACACCUACUGCGACCACAUGUCUGUGGCCAAGGUGUCCUGUGGUAAUUUCAAG